Oncorhynchus keta (chum salmon) is the source of this 6904-nucleotide messenger RNA. Its product is annotated as trichohyalin-like. The record is from RefSeq and is a predicted model, not a curated record. The coding region runs from base 1842 to 6287 and encodes 1481 amino acids. Lineage: Eukaryota; Metazoa; Chordata; Actinopteri; Salmoniformes; Salmonidae. The transcript is spliced from 27 exons. Gene Ontology annotation, biological process: spermatogenesis.
AAGGAAAAAGAAGCAGAGGAAGAGGAAAGGAAAGAGAAGCAGAGGAGGAGAGAAGAGGAAGAGAGGGGAGGAGAGAAUGAAAGAGAAGCAGAGGAAGAGAGAAGAGGAGAGAAGGAACGAGUAGUAGAGGAAGAGAGAAGAGGAGAAAAGAAAAAAGAAGCAGAGGAAGAGAGAGGAUGAGAGAAGGAAAGAGAGGUAGAGGAAGAGGAGAGAAGGAAGGAGAAGCAGAGGAUGAGAGAAGGAAAGAGAAGCAGAAGAUGAGAGAAGGAAAGAGAAGCAGAAGAUGAGAGAAAGAAUGAGAAGCAGAGGAUGAGAGAAGGAAAGAUGAGCAGAGGAAGAAAGAGGAUGAGAGAAGGGAAGAGAAGCAGAAGAUGAGAGAAAGAAAGAGAAGCAGAGGAUGAGAGAAGUAGAGGAAGACAAGGAAAGAGAAGCAGAGGAAAAGAGAGGAUGAGAAUAUGAAAGAGAAGCCGUGGAAGAGAGAAGAGGAGAGAAGGAAAGAAAGAGGAGAGAAGGAAAGAGAAGCAGAUGAGGAUGAGAGAAGGAAAGAGAAGCAGAGGAAGAGAGAGGAUGAGAGAAGGAAAGAGAAGCAGAGGAAGAGAGAGGAGAAGAGAAGGAAAGAGAAGCAGAGGAAGAGAGGAUGAGGGAAGGAAAGAGAAGUAGAGGAAGAGAGAAGGAAAGAGAAGCAGAGUAAGAGAGAAGAGGAGAGAAGUGGAGGAAGAGAGAAGAGGAGAGAAGGAAAGAGAAGCAAAUGAAGAGGAGAGAAGGAAAGAGAAGCAGAGGAAGCGGAGAGAAGCAGAGGAAGAGAGAGGAUGAGAGAAGGAAAGAGAAGCAGAGGAAGAGAGAGGAUGAGAGAAGUAGAGGAAGACAAGGAAAGAGAAGCAGAGGAAAAGAGAGGAUGAGAUUAUGAAAGAGAAGCCGUGGAAGAGAGAAGAGGAGAGAAGGAAAGGAAGAGGAGAGAAGGAAAGAGAAGCAGAGGAAGAGGAGAGAAGGAAAGAAGCAGAGGAAGAGAGAGAAUGAGAGAAAGAAAGAGAAGCAGAUGAGGAUGAGAGAAGGAAAGAGAAGCAGAGGAAGAGAGAGGAUGAGAGAAGGAAAGAGAAGCAGAGGAAGAGAGAGGAGAAGAGAAGCAGAGGAAGAGAGGAUGAGGGAAGGAAAGAGAAGCAGAUGAAGAGGAGAGAAGUGGAGGAAGAGAGAAGAGGAGAGAAGGAAAGAAGCAAAUGAAGAGGAGAGAAGGAAAGAGAAGCAGAGGAAGCGGAGAGAAGCAGAGGAAGAGAGAGGAUGAGAGAAGCAGAGGAAGAGAGAGGAUGAGAGAAGGAAAGAGAAGCAGAGGAAGAGAGAUGAGAGAAGGAAAGAGAAGCAGAGGAAGAGAGUGGAUGAGAGAAGGAAAGAGAAGCAGAGGAAGAGAGUGGAUGAGAGAAGGAAAGAGAAGCAGAGGAAGAGAGAGGAUGAGAGACAACAUGAUGACGACCAGAGACUGGAGGAGGAGAAGAGAAGUGGAAGAAGAGACAGGCCCGGGCCCUUGCCAGGAAGGAAUGGGAGGAGAUUGCAUCCAAUUUGAAUGCUGAGGUGGAGAGUGUCAGGGAGGAGGAAGAGAGACAGAGGAGGGAUAUUCUGACUCUCAGACAGAGAGAGAAGACUCUUCUAUCAGAGUUGCAGACCCAGGAGAGGAGGCUGUGUGAGACCCAGAGAGAGAGCAGAAUGAGGGUAGAGGACACGGCUCGCCUACAGUCUCAGCUGGAUCAAGUCCAGAGCUCACACACGCAAACUAUGCGGCAGGCAGAGGCCAAAAUGGUGGAGGUGAGGACCGAAUUGAGUGAUGAGUAUGGGAGGAGAAGGAAGAAGGAAUGAAACGGAUAACCGAAGACCUGAAUAAUGUGAGGGAGAAACACACAUCUGCCAGGGAUCAGUUGAGGAGUACAGAGGGUAUUCUCCAGUCUCUGAGGAUGCAGCUACAGGACAGAGACAGUCAGCUGGAGAAUGCUACUAGCAAGAUCUUUACACUAAAGACUUCUCUGAAGGAGGCUGAGGAGAGUUGUGUGGCUGCUAAGACAGAGGUCCAGACUCAGACGACACUACUGGAGGAGAUGAGCAGAGAACUGGGGACACUCACACUGGCUCAGAAUAAAUCUGUGGAAGAGGUGAAUGAGCGUGGGGAGAUGCUGAGACACAUGAAGCAGGACCUGUCUGCUCUGAAGGCCACUCAGGACUCACUAAAGAGAACCCUCAGUAUGAAGGAACAACACACACACCAGCUAACACACGACAACACACACCUCCGACAAAACCUGGACACGCUAAAGAACAAGCUCCUGGUUAGUGAGGACAGGGUGUGUACUCUGUCAGUAGAGCUGGAUAAGUUGAAAAUCGGUCUGGGUAAAGAGAGAGAUCAGUGUCAGCAUCUCCAGGACCAGGUUUUACAGCAGAGUCAGGUUCUGGUGCGGGCCAACAACACACUCACUGACACACGCAGGGCUGCUGGCAGGAAGAUCCACAAGAAGGACAGCAAGCUGUCUGUGUUAUUGAAGGAGCUAGCAGAGGUUAGAAAUAACUUCUCUGACUGUAAAAAAGAGUUGCUCAGUAGAGAGUCUGCAUUAGCAAAACAGCAGGAGGAGACGGCUCAGCUGAGUUCCAAGAUGGAGGACUGUUCCCGUCAAUGUUCAGCUCUGAACAGGGAGAAAGAGAGACUGGAGACAAACCUCACACUUACUAACCAGAAACACUGCACAGCACAAGGAGAGGUGAUUCUACAGUUGAGGACAGAGCUGAGUAAAGCGGAGCAGAAGUAUCAAGGGACACAGGAGGAGCGGGCCAUGCUGGAGGCUGAGGUCAGCCGUCUGAAUCAGAAGGUCAAGGGUCAACAGGAAGAGGCGUGUCUUCUCAGGCAGAUGGUCAGAGAGGGGGAGGGGCUUAGAGACCAGGAAGUGAUGGAACGACAACAGAUACAGAAUGCACUCUGUAUCGCAGAGCAACAGGUGAAGUCCAAGAACAUGUCUAUAGAGCAGCUAACAUCUGAUCUAGACUCAAUGAAACAGAACCACAGAGCCGACACAGAGCGCUGGAGCCACAGGCACUUCCUGCUCAGCAGCCAAUUAGACCAGGCUUCCUCUGAGCUAAGCCGAUCCCAGGCCGAGGUCAGAGAGCGCAGGUCAGAGGUCACAGAGCUGAGGGGAAAGCUCCAGAUGGCAGAGGAGGGAUACCAGGAGGCUCUGGAGAAGGUUGAAGAAGCUAAAGGGUUGGAAAACACACAAGACACUGAGAUAGAGCUUUUGAGACAACAACUGACGGACCUCCAGGAGGACCUGAGUGAAACCAUGUCCAGGACUCAGGGCCAGGAGGAGAAGGCGGCCAUCUUUAAACAGAAGUACUGCGUUGCCAUGGAGAAGGUGCAGCAGCUCCAGGGACACAUAGAGUGUGUGGAGGAGGAGCUCAGAUACACACAACAACAGCUGACUGAAUCCAAGGCAGUGGUAGACAGGGUUAAGGCGGAGCUUACAGAGCUGGAAGGGCGCUACGAAGAAAAACUUGGCCAAUGGGAGCGCUCGGAGGAAGCCCUGGACCAACUGACUGACGAGCUGCAGGCCAAUCAGAUGGCUCUGAGGGAGGGGCGUGAGAGAGUGGAACAGUGUGAAGGAACCAUACAACAUCUACAGCAAGAGAUACUGAAGUAUGAGAGUUCUCUGAAGUCCUACCAACAGAAUUACUCCUACUCUGAUGAGCAGUAUUGUGCCUUACAAAGACAGAGACUACAACUGCAGAAGCAAUCCACAGAGCAGGUAGAGCGCUUGGCCAAUUGCGAACAGGCCCUGCUACAGAUGAGGGCAGAGUAUGUUCGCAGGGAGGAGGAACUAGAGAAGCAGAGCCAGGAGAAGGCGGGGCUAGAGAGAACCCUGCAAUUUCUUCACCUGGACCUGGCCGCCUCCCACCGCAAACAUCUGGUCACUCACACACAGCUGGAGCGGGAAGUGACACAGCUACAGGAGGAAGUGACACGCCUACAGGAGGAGCUGGUCGACACCCACGACACCUGUACACAGAGACAACAGACCAUCCAGGGGCAGGAUGUCUUGCUCCAGCAAGUUGAGGAGGACCUGAAGGAAACCAAGCUGCUCCUUCAGAGGAGAACCAAGGAUCUGAAGGAGGAGAAAGUCUGGGUGCAGAGGCUCAGAAAGGAGGCGCAGGAGCAGAGAGAGGAGGAACACAGAGUUGGUGAGGAGGCCAAGGAGAUGCUAAAGAGGAAAUGCAGGGAGCUGGAGGAAGAGAAAGAGGAGGUGAAGAGGAGAAGCAGGGAGCUGGAGGAAGAGAAAGAGGAGGUGAAGAGGAGAAGCAGGGAGCUGGAGGAAGAGAAAGAGGAGGUGAAGAGGAGAAGCAGGGAGCUGGAGGAAGAGAAAGAGGAGGUGAAGAGGAGAAGCAGGGAGCUGGAGGAAGAGAAAGAGGAGGUGAAGAGGAGAAGCAGGGAGCUGGAGGAAGAGAAAGAGGAGGUGAAGAGGAGAACCAGGGAGCUGGAGGAAGAGAAAGAGGAGGUGAAGAGGAGAACCAGGGAGCUGGAGGAAGAGAAAGAGGAGGUGAAGAGGAGAACCAGGGAGCUGGAGGAAGAGAAAGAGGAGGUGAAGAGGAGAACCAGGGAGCUGGAGGAAGAGAAAGAGGAGGUGAAGAGGAGAACCAGGGAGCUGGAGGAAGAGAAAGAGGAGGUGAAGAGGAGAACCAGGGAGCUGGAGGAAGAGAAAGAGGAGGUGAAGAGGAGAACCAGGGAGCUGGAGGAAGAGAAAGAGGAGGUGAAGAGGAGAACCAGGGAGCUGGAGGAAGAGAAAGAGGAGGUGAAGAGGAGAACCAGGGAGCUGGAGGAAGAGAAAGAGGAGGUGAAGAGGAGAACCAGGGAGCUGGAAGAGGAGAAAGAGGAGGUGAAGAGGAGAACCAGGGAGCUUGAGGAAGAUAAAGAGGAAGCGCAGACACUCAAAGAGGCCCUGUUGGAACUACGCAGGAGUCACAGACAGACAGUGGAGGAGCUGUCAUGUUGUGGAGAGGAGGUUUGGAGGUUGGAGGGGAGUGUGAGAGAAGGAAGACAGGCAGAGGAGAGGACGAGGCUGACAGUGGAGAGGUUGGAGAGGCAGUCUGCAGAGCUGAGACUGGCCCUACAGCAGGCCAUGGAGAACACACUUAACACACAGAGAGACAACCACACAACACAGGAACAAGUGAAGACAUUGGAGGAGGAGAACAACUCAUUGACCAAUCAGGUGAGGACUUUGGAGGAGAAGUACAGCUCGUUGACCACUCAGCUGCUGAGGUCAGAGAGCCGUGGCCAAGACGACGUCCAGCGGCUAGCCAAUCAGGAGGAGUGUCUGGUCGUACUGAGGACAGAGUCAGAGACGCUACAGGAGAAGUACAGCAGCAAGGUGCAGGAGCUGGACACACUGCGGUUGGAGGUGGAGGGGGCGUACUCUGACAACGUGCACCUCCGCCAGGAGAGCCAGGGGGUCAUGGCCAACGUCAACCGCUGGGUCAAAGAGCAAAGGGUUGCCAGUGAGAGUCUAGCUGCUAAGAUCAGAGGUCAGAACAAGGUGCUGCUCAUCAUCAGUGAGGAGAAACAACAUCUUCAGGAGGCUAACAGGGCCCUAGAGGAGGAGCUGAGGAAAUUGGGAGAUGAGGGGGAGGAGAAGGAGAGAGAGAUGGAACGCUUAAAGGCCCAGGUUCAAGACCGGGGUCAACAGCAGGAGGAGGAGAGGGAGAGCUUUGUGACCACCAACCUGAGUCGGAUCCAGUACAUGCAGGUCAGACUGAGAAGCAACCUGGAGGCUAUAGGCUUGCUCAACAAACAGCUGAGUGCUCUGGGAGGAGAGAACGAGAGAUUGCGUCUGCAGCUGGAGGAGGAGAGAGCAGAGCGCAGACGAAUGAUACCGCCAACCAACCACCGGAGGGGUACCUCCCUCCUUCCCCUCUCCCUCACCCACGGGUCUUCCUCCUCCCUUCCCUCCCUCUCCCCCUCUCUGGAUAGAGACACAGGAUACCCUCCCCCUGCCUCCCACCUUUCCCCCUUCCCUUUUCACCACCCCCCCAGCCACAGCCCCAGUCCCAGGCCAGGGGAGAAGGACAGUGCCCUGACCCGAGCAGAGUUGAGCGUGGCUGGGCCGCGGGAGCCAGGCGAGGCCCAGGCUGUUAAUGAGGCCUACUGGGUGAGGAGGGUGGGAGAACUAUCAGUACAGUUGCAGGACAGAGAGCUCUACUGGUCAGGUAGGAUCAACCACCUCGCUACAGAGAUACGACAGACCAAGGACGCUUCGCCCCUCACCUGACCUCCCGCUGACCUCUAAACCCUGUUCCCUGUAUGACCCUGUUCCCUGUAUGACCCUGUUCCCUGUUCACUGUAUGACUGUGUACCAUGUGCUGCAAAUGUUGACAUUUACAUCUAUUUUGAGUUUGCGCGUCAUUUGUGGUUAGUGUGAGUGUGUGUGCAUGUUCCUGCACUCAUAUAGUGCCUUGUAACAUGGAGACUAUUGUAGUAAUAUUGAUCGUUAUUGUUGUCUCUCUGAGUUCCAGUUUGAUAAUGAAUCCAAAUUUUUAAAAAAUCCCGUUUUAUGUUUAAAGUUGUCACUGAAAGCCAGAUAGUUGUCACUGAAAGCCAGAUAGUUGUCACUGUAGGCCAGAUAGUUGUCACUGAAAGCCAGAUAGUUGUCACUGAAAGCCAGAUAGUUGUCACUGAAAGCCAGAUAGUUGUCACUGAAAGCCAGAUAGUUGAGACUGUAGGCCAGAUAGUUGUCACUGUAGGCCAGAUAGUUGUCACUGUAGGCCAGAUAGUUGUCACUGUAGGCCAGAUAGUUGAGACUGUAGGCCAGAUAGUCGAGACAGUAGGCCAGAUAGUUGUCACUGUAGGCCAGAUAGUUGUCACUGUAGGCCAGAUAGUUGUCACUGU